GGUACGCGUUCCUCGCGCUCGGCCCCUCGCCCGACGGCAGCGCCAUGGAGCCGACCCUCGCGCGCGGCGAGGGCGGCGACCUCUGCAGGUGGACGCUGGUCCCCGCAGACGAGCGCGUCGGCGCCGACACGGUGCAGAUAGGGACGCCGCUGCUGAUCCGCGGCAAGUACAACGACUGCCUCGGCCUCGGGCCGCCCCUGCGCGACAGGGUCGGGGACGGCGUGUUCCGCUCCCCGUCCCGCCUCUCCGGGCGGGGGCUGGCCUGCGGCGGGCGCAGCCCGCGCGCCCCGGAGCUGCACUUCGGCGUGGUCAAGGCUGGCGUCCCGUGCAUCACGGGCAGCCUCGUCGCGAUGCCGUCCUCGCCGCCUCCAGGCCCGCGCGCCGAGCCGGACGGCGGGCUGGCGGGGCUCCCGCGGCAGGAGCAGGAGCAGGCCCUGCUGGAGGAUGUCCUCCUCUGCCUGCUGGGCGCCGAGGGCGCCUACGUGCGCCACGCGCCGGGAAGGCCAGGCGAAGGCGUGCCCGGCGGCCUGCUGGAGGUCCACUUCGAGGUGCAGGCGCCUCCCGGGGCCGACCCCUCCGGCGUGCAGCUGCUGGGGCAGCUGCUGCCCCUCUGCGGGCACCGCGCGGGGGUGCAGCGCUUCGUGGACGCGCACGGCAGGUGCGAGUUCGGGACCGUCAACCACGCGUUCUGCGCCGCCCUCCGCGACCUCCUGCAGGAGUUCUCGAUCAAGCUCGGGCAGCUGGAGUCGGCCCUCUGGGGCGGCAAUCUCACCAUCGCAAAGCUAUGGUACCACCUGCAGCCGUCCAUGGACACGUUUGCGGUUCUGCACCGGAUAGUGUCGCGGGUAUACGGCCAUACCGGCGGGUCGGUCCUCAACGGCAUCGAGGAGGUCAUGGCCCGCAGCAGCCUCACGUCUGCGCAGGACUUGUGCGAGUUCCUUCUGCAGCAGGCCUCCCAGCCGUACUUCGACAUGAUCUCGAAGUGGAUCUACGAGGGCCGUCUCGACGACCCUUACUACGAGUUUUUCGUCUCCGAGAGCCCACGAGUGCGGGACGAGAAGUUUGGCGGGCCCGCGGCCGAUUUCUGGCAGAAGCACUUCCUCUUGGAGGAGCGCGCGGUUCCCCAGCUCCUGGGGCAGAGCAAGGACCGGAUCCUCAACGCCGGGAAGUACCUGCACGUCUUCGCAUCGGCGGCGCCGGGCAAGAAGCUCCCAGAGGCGCCCAGCCGUGGGCAGCUCAGAUACUCGAGGAGGCGGCGCGACUACACCGAGGCGAUCGACGCCGCCUACCGCAGGGCGUCGUCUGCCCUGCUCGAGCUGUUCAUGAAGCCCGCGCCUGAGGGGCUGGACCUGCCGGGCAGGCUGAGAUCCAUGCGCAGCUUUUUCUUCCUCGGCAAGGCCGAUUGGUUCGGGCACCUCCUGGACACCGCUGCGGAGGAGCUGGAGCAGCCGGCUGCGGAGGUGGCCCUCUCGCGCCUGGAAGGCUUGCUGGACCUGGCUGUCCGCGCUUCCUCGGCGGCGAACGACGCCUACCGCGACGACAUCUCCUGCGCGAUGCAUUCCUUCAGGAUCGAGGACGCCUGCCACCGGAUGACCCGCGGAAGCGCGCUGCCCAGCGAUGACGCGGACGCCCCAGCCGCGGACGCCGCGGCGGCCCGCCUGACCCCGCCGAGCGUCUCGCCGCACCACGCGGGCCCCGCCGGGGUCGCGGCGGGGCUCAGCGUCGCGGGCGAGGGCUCGGGCAUUCGUUGCGUGACUCUGAAGUACCGCACCUCCUGGCCGCUCUCCAUCGUCUUCUCGAGGGCGCUGCUUCUGAAGUACCAGGUCAUCUUCAGGCACCUGCUCUACUGCCGCUACGUGGAGCGGAAGCUGGUGGAGGUGUGGGUGGACCACCAGUACACCAAGGAGCUGGGGCUCGAGACCAGCUUCAGCCCGUCGUACUCGCUGCGCCAGCGCAUGCUGCAUUUCUGCCGCGACUACAUCUACUACAUCACGGUAGAGGUCCUGGAGCCGCACUCCCACCGAUUCCUCGCCUCGCUGGAGCAGGCGGACUCCGUGGACGAGGUGCUGAAGAGCCACGAGGCGUACCUGGACGGCUGCCUGCGCGAGACGCUGCUCACCGAGAGGGAGAGCCUGUACAAGCACCUCUCCAAGGUGCUGCAAACCUGCCUGACGUUCGCGUACAACCUGCACAGGUUCUCGCACAACUUCCACGGCCAGCCCGCCGGAGACCGCAAGAACAAUACCUUCGACAACACAGAGAACAUAUGCAUUUGCGGACACAUCGACGACGACUUGCACCGAUUAUGGG
Prorocentrum cordatum is the source of this 2310-nucleotide messenger RNA. The record is from the annotation of a GenBank genome assembly. Lineage: Eukaryota; Dinophyceae; Prorocentrales; Prorocentraceae.